Messenger RNA from Orbicella faveolata, 3132 nucleotides. Its product is annotated as DNA helicase B-like. The record is from RefSeq and is a predicted model, not a curated record. NCBI's taxonomy places the organism in Eukaryota, Metazoa, Cnidaria, Anthozoa, Scleractinia, Merulinidae.
GAGUACCCGCGGGGCUCAAGUGCUUGUUCAGUCUGUUACCCACCCCACCCCACAUGAACUAAUACUGAGGUUACUCAGGUUUGCGCGGGAAAACUAAUUUGUGUUCAAUGAAACUGAUUCUUUAUCAUAAUUGCCCAUGUUCAAUUCGCUUUAGCUUGUUUAAAGCGACAUAUCUUCUAUGUUCAUCGUUCAAGCAUGUCAUACUUUACUGGAUACGUUAUUAGAGAGGAAAAAGACAGCGCCAAACGUAAAGAAGACUCCGAUUUUGAAAGCGAUAGCGAUGACGACGACGGCGUCUUUGAAAGCGCUGAUCAAGAUUUUGACUUUCUUCACAGGCCCUCGCGCAAACUUCGCAAGACUGUGGAGAACAUGAUAGAAAUGGAAAUCAAAAGCGAUCGCCUUGUCGCGAAGCCAGGUAUCACCCGUGUUCGAGGGCGUUUAGAUCGCUUAUUCUCUCGACCUUGGUGGAUGGUUUAUAUGAAGAUAAACGCGUCUAAAUCGUCGAAGAAAGAAAAGCUGGCCUCUUCGCUACCGUCGUACAGUUUGCGAACAGACGAUGAUGUCGAUGGAAACUUACUGUCUCUGUUCUUGACCGAAGGGUGUAAAGUGCACCCUCAACACGUGAGAAUGCUGUUGGAGUUUAUGACGACAAACAACCUUAGCUCUACGUUGAAGGAUCUGAUGGAAAACUUGGAGAAGUUUGCUGAUUCUAGUGAAGACAACGAUACUGUUGCCGAGCAGAUACAAAAAGCUCUGCAUUGUUCACCAACUGGUAAAGCAUUCACAUUUCCAUUAUUUACAAGGUUUGCUCAUCGGUUAUUUCCACGUCAUGUUUGUUCAUUGUUUGAUGAACGUUCUUAUAGAGAGUUGGAGUGUCUCAGUGAGGCCCUUGAGAAAGAGAGUUGGGUCUUUGGUUAUUGGAGUGUUCUAAAAACUAGAUUUGGUCUUAAAGGUUGUGAAGCAAAGUUGCAAUCCUUUAUUGACUGUAAUCUACUCCAAACAAUGCCAGUUGUUAUGCAAGAUGCAUUGCGUGUAUAUGAUGCACUUUCCAGGAUGAUCUACAAGGAUGGUCACACAUAUGUGCAUUUGAUGCAGCUCAAAAGGCAUCCGAAGAUGAAAAAUGUCACAAAAUGGGAAGAGAGUCUUGCCUAUUUAGAGGAGAUAAACGUUGUCAAGACUUCUACAGCAAGGGACAGUUGUCAUGUGUUUCUUACACAUAUUCGUGGAUAUGAGAAAACAAUUGCACGGAAUCUUGCUUGGAUCAUGGAUAAUAAACCAUGGGUUGGCGACAUUGAAAUUGAGGAACAAGUAUUUGGGGGUGAUGAAGACCAGGUGAAGGCAGCCAAACUUAUAACAGAGAAGCCUGUGGUUGCAAUGUCAGGUAGGGGUGGCUGUGGCAAGACAUUUGUGGUAACAAAAGUCUUGUCAAAGGCACUGGAAGUUAAAAAGAAGAGGGUAAUGGAAGAACAUGAAGCUGGUUUAGAUGGUGCAGACAUCACACCUAAUGCUGGCAGUGACAUAGCCUCUUCCCCUGACCUGAAUGUCCAAUCCACUGAAGAUUCAGAUUGCAGAAGUGAUCCAGAUGGAUACAAAGUCAAGCUAGAUUUGAAGUGUGAUCCUGGCACCAGCGACACUGAUCCAGUUCCCCUGGUGAAUGAAGAGUCAUCUUCUGAAUCAAAAGUGAAGGGUUGUAAACUCAAAGCCAAGCUGAAGGCAAUUGACGAUGAGGUAUUACUCACAGCUCCCACUGGUAAGGCUGCAUCAAUACUUGGCAAGCGAACUAAGCUGCCCUCGCACACCCUACACUCAGUCAUAUACAGCUUUCAACACUGGAAUGAGAAUGGUCAAGAUGACUGGAAGUUCAGCAAGGUUCGCCUGUUGGUAUGUGAUGAGUGCAGCCUCAUCCCAGUGAGGGUGUUUGCCAAGCUAGUCAGCAUUCUGAAGGCAAGUGCACAGCUACAGCAAGUUAUCCUCUUGGGUGACGUGUUACAGCUACCAUCCAUCGAGCCAGGCAAUUUUCUGGCUGAUAUCUACCAAGCGUUGAUGAAACAUGGUGUUUCCAUUACCCUCAACACUAAUCACCGAGCUGACUCAGAGCUUAUUGUGGAAAAUGCCGUUAAAAUAUCAAACCAGCAGAUGCCACUUUUUGAUCAAGCGAGAGGCUUCUGCUCAGUGGAAUACCAGCCAAAACGAAAUGAUGCUGAUGACGAAGCUAACAAAAUCACCCAGGUUGUGAAGGAUGUGCUAAAAGGGAAAGAAAAAUCGUUUGUCUUGCCUGAUCCUGAUGCAUCACAAUUCAUUGCAUUCCGUCGAAAUGACUGUAACAUCAUAAAUGAACUAUGUGCUCUGCAUUACAAUGACCAUCCUAUUAAAGAUGAGCGUGGUAAGCCAAAGUUUCAGAUUGGAGACAAGGUCUGUGUAAGGCGCAAUGUCGAAUGUCUUGAUGAAUAUGAAGAUGUAGUUGUCAAGUUAGUCAAUGGAGAAAUAUUCUUCAUCAAAGGUAUUGUUGAAGGGAUAGACAAUAGGAAUAGGAAGGUGGCCAAGUUCAGCCUCGACAAUGGCGAAAAGAUAAUGAAGAUUGAUUUUAAAUAUUUGAGAGCAGCCAAACUGAGUCAUGCUUGGGCAAGAACUAUCCACACAUUCCAGGGCUCAGAAAGUAACACAAUUGUGUAUGUGGUUGGUAGUCCAGCUUAUCAGACCUGGCAACAUGUGUACACAGCAGUCACUCGAGGUGUGUGUCAGGUCUUGAUAAUUAACAAUCACAGUUCAUUGGUCAAAGCUAUCAAGUCUUCUCCUGUUAGACGUCAAACAAAACUGCAGGGAGAUAUGGUGCAAGCCAUGAGGUACGGAUGUUGUGUCGAGAAACAUGAUCAAGCACUGAAGACCAACACCCAGUCUGCCAUUCAGUUUGGAGAGUUUCAUAAGGCUGAGUUAACUUUGCAGCCCUUUGAUGUCAAGAACGCAACUUCAGCCUCCUCUACAUCAGAGGUCAAUCGCAAAGACCAAGAACCAGCCUCAGGAUCAUCAUCUUCCGAAUACAGCCGCCAUCUCGAUGCUGCAGCAAGUGCAAAUGGGUUUUGCAUUUCGCGAGAGAAUCUGAGAAUUAAAAAGUUUAAGCAAGAUCUAAACGAA